AUGACUCACGCCGGUCAACCGGGACCUCCACGUUGCUGUCCGAAUACGACACAGAUUGAUCGCACGAUAAAAUUCGUCAAGGUUGAUGCUCAUCAACUCUCCUCAUCAAUCACAUCGGAUAUUUUCACGGCUCGAAGCUCCGAAGAAGGCGAAGAGGCCGAGUAUAUCAUCAUCGAAGAAAACAGUGAAUUAGCUAUCAAUGCCGGAGUUAAGAGAAAGCCGAUCAUAGGGUUAACUGAAGAGGCCUCAUUUUUGGUUCAUUUCUAA
Angiostrongylus costaricensis is the source of this 267-nucleotide messenger RNA. NCBI's taxonomy places the organism in Eukaryota, Metazoa, Nematoda, Chromadorea, Rhabditida, Metastrongylidae. The record is from the annotation of a GenBank genome assembly.